AUGGCAAAAGACGGCCUGGCCAACGGCGCCGAGGCGUCAAGCAACGGCACAAGUUCAGCGUAUUCGGUCCCCAACGAGACUCGCGCUGUGUUCGAAAAAGGCAUUCUACGCAAUCCUCUGGUCUCCAAACACCUUCUCAAUGGCAUCGAGAAGUUUGCCGCUCCGGUCGAGUUCACAGGCGCCGACUACCCAAGCAUUCCGAUCAAUUGGCGCUUCGCCGAAAGCAUUGCUUCGUUGAAAGGGCUCGAGGCCGCCUACGUCAACGCCCUGGUCCACAAGAAGUCCGGUCUGCCUCCGCAGAAAGUCGUCGUGGAUACCGACCAUGCGCAGCUCUUCAUCAUGAGUACAUUGCUCUGGAAGAUCGACCCCAUGGGCCAAUCACCCCUGACAUUGGCCUCAUUCGCCGAUCCGAAAGCGGUGAAACGCUUCAAUACCAUGUUCAAGUCUACGGACAUCCACGGCUGGCAGACGGGACUCCAUCGCACCAACGCCACCAACAUAUAUCGGACCAAGGACCACCGCUUCUUCCACACGCACGGCUCGCUCAACCCCGAGCCCACGCUGGACAUGUUGGGACUGCCGCACCGAACCGAGGAGGAGCCCCAAUCUUGGGAUGAGGCAAUAAAGCCAUUUGUCGCAAAGGUCGGUUCGAUGGAUAGCGCCGAGCUGCAGUCUCUAGCUGCCGACAAGUACCGGCAGGCAGGCACCAUCUGCUGGACCCCGGAGGAGUACCGGCAAAGCGAGCACGGCAAGGCCAACGCAGACGUCGGCCUCUGGGAGACCGAGCGUGCCGGAGACGCGCCCGCGAGCUGGUGGCCCGAGCCGAGCCAGAGCGAGCUGACGGGCCCGGCCCGCCCGCUCGGCGGCUUGAAGGUCGUCGACAUGACGCGCAUCAUCGCCGCCCCGGCCAUCACAAGAGGUCUAGCCGAGCUCGGAGCCAGCGUCAUGCGCGUGGCCGCGCCCCAUCUCCCAGACGCGAGUCCUCUGCACCUCGACUUGAACUUUGGUAAAUGGAAUACCGAACUGGAUUUCCGCAAGGAGGAGGACCGGCAAGCUAUGUGGGAUCUCAUCCUCGAUGCCGAUGUCUUCGUCCAGGGCUAUCGCCCGGGCGUGGUGGAGAAAUGGGGGUUCGGAGCUGAUGAGGUUAUCGAACGAUGCAAGGGACGCGGCAGAGGCAUUGUCGUCGUCCGCGAGAACUGCUACGGAUGGCAUGGGCCCUGGAAGGACCGGAGCGGCUGGCAGCAGAUCUCGGACGCAUGUUGUGGUGUGUCGAUGGAAUUCGGCCGAGCCAUGGGCAAUGAUGAGCCUGUCACGCCAGUAUUCCCCAACAGCGACUACUGCACGGGCGUAACUGGUGUCUGCGCUGUCCUCGACGCCCUGAUUCGACGGUCGGAAGCCGGAGGCUCAUACAAAGUAGAUGUUGCUCUGAAUUACUACUCGCGCUGGCUCGUCGACACGGUCGGCGCCUACCCUCCUGACGUAUGGGACGCUCUAUGGACCAAGGACGGCCGGAGAGUCUUCAGACACUACCACGGCAUGACGCACAUGCUGCCGCAGUACAUGCAGAUGCUCAUGGCCAACAAUGCCGCCACCCUCUUCAAACCCAGCUACUUCGAGGUCAGGCCUUGCGAGAAUCUGGGCACGAGCAUCAGCACCGUUGCGCCGGUACUGAAGUUUCCCGAGGGCAACGUGAAGCCGGGGUUUCAUGUUGGCACGAGAGGGAACGGGGUAGACCGUGCUGUGUGGCCUCAGGACUUGCUUACUCCGAUAGUCCGCUAG
This is a messenger RNA of Anthostomella pinea, 1779 nucleotides long. The record is from the annotation of a GenBank genome assembly. NCBI's taxonomy places the organism in Eukaryota, Fungi, Ascomycota, Sordariomycetes, Xylariales, Xylariaceae.